AUGGCGGAGUCGGUCUCCAGUAAGAGCAGUGGCGCUGCGGGCGGGCGCCCUCUCAGCACAGUUGGCGGCCCAGUGACUAUCGGUACGACUGUCUUCGUCUGCGUCAAGCGUUGCCCGCUGCGUCUCAAGUGCAACGCCGACGAGAGACCGUUGCAAUUUGGGCCAAAUGGCGUCGAUGUAUUUCCAUUCUUGCCGUGGGGCAGAGGGUCGUCAGAGAAUCCUGUCGGCCGGGUGGGCAGGGUCUGCAUGCGCACCUGGGGCGAUGGGGGGUGGUCCGCAGAGCACAAGAACGUGGACGAAUUUGUCGAGACCAGGAAGGGGCACGCACAGGUCCAGGCCGAGCGGACGUCAUCAAGAAACCUAGCGAUCAAGGACAUGGAGGAGGGACCCGAAAGAUGCUCCAGAGCUGAGAAGGGCAAAAUCAAGGACAGGCACCGAGAGAACAGGAAACGUGUCGUCAAAUCGUUCACCGAGGAGUCUCUUGACAUCGGCUCGAAAUUCAAGGCGAUCGCUGUGAAACAAUUCAAAGAGGAUUUUCCAGGGAGGAUUGAGAAGGAGAAGCUGGAGACUACCUGGGAUGUCUUCGAUGGCGUCUAUCAGGAGGUCGUGCUCCUGCCCAAGAACAAGGAGGGCGAGUGGGGCGUCACCGUCAAGCGCCGCAGAGGCGCGCGCAUGGACGAGACGGUGGACGACGGCAGCCACGUUGUUCGGCAAGGGCAGUUCAAAGCCAAGUUCGAUCGCAUGUUCAAGGACACCAUGGCCGACGCCCGCAAGAGCCUCAAGAACACUCAGUACACCACCCCUACGAAGGCGGCGCAGGACGCGGGCCCAGAGGAGCUCGGCGACGCCACCCAGGAACCCAUCCCCGCUGAUGAUGUCGACGAGGACGACGGCUUGUCCUUCGCGGGGUCCUCGCUGCUCUCUUCAGCGGAUUCUGCCGGCAAGAGGGGGCGCGUUGCGAUGAGCGCGAAGAUGCUCGGCAAGUCCGCUACUGAGAUUUUGGACCCCCUCGGUUUGGAGCAGAUUCGCAACGACUUCGAGGAGAUCUCCAAGAGCAUGCAGAUCGAGCCGUUCACAUCAUGCCUCAUCGGCGCCAACCACGAGACUUUGCCCGCGAAGUGCGCGGAGCUAAAGAAGGCCGCAGGGGCGCUGCAGGGCAAGGUCGUCAACCUUGACAAUAAGGUCCGCAAGUGGGUGGAUCUCCCGCAGCACGAUGAGCAGGAGGUGACAUGCACGUCGGACGGUUUCCAGCUUUUCAGCAAGACGCACCCCGACUCGAACAAGUUGGAGUCGUUGCUCGCGACAAUGAAGGCCAACGGCGUCGACAUCCCGAUCGCUUACGUCGUCGCGUUCUUCAGGGAGAAGGCCCUCGACCUUGUCCGAUUCAAGCAGGUCGCUGAGUUGCUCGACUUCCUGAGCUUGAAGGAGGGCUUCCUUGCAGAACGCAUGGGCGGCGAUCUGGACGUAGACUUGAAGGUCGUCUCUGAGAAUGUCAUCAGCGAGUGCCUCAUCACCCUCGCCACGGGCUACCUCUCGACUGAGGGCGCUGAUGAGGCAGUCUCCCAGGUCGCCAGGCUUGCUGGGGGCCUGGCGUCGAGCGAGCAUGGCAUCCCCGAGGAAGUGGCGGACGACCUGGGGCGUAUGGCUGGUGCGCUGGGCUUCGGGGAGACGUUGGGUGACGAUCGUGCAUCCGACCUCCAGUGGCUUUCAGACAAGAGAGCCGACGCUACUUACACUGGCGUGCUCGCGACCAUUCUCGGCGACGCUGCUUUCUGGAAGGCAUGCCCCGCUACCACUUCGAGCUGCGGUCGCCGGAUUCAGGACGCCGCCCGCGCGUUCAACAAGGAGUUCGAGAAGUGCGGUAACAAUGUAUAUUUGCAAGCAGACAAGCAGGGCUUGAGCGACGCCAUCGCCAACCUGUUCGCUGUCUGCGCCGCUGCCGAGGACGUGGAGAAGGUUCGGGCCUGCUUCGAAAGCGCGCUUGCAGCCAUGGAGAUGAAAGCUGGCGUCGAGACAACCUCGUGCAUAGAUUCCCUGGGGUCGAUGCUGCAGUCCGCCGUGGACGAGUCGCACGGCAUGCUGGAUAUCCAGAAGGAGUUCGAGCUAGUGAACGUCGCAGUGGAAGCGUCUCGGCUGAAGGGCACGUUCGACCUGGACGAGCUCCUGAAGAGGUUCCCGAGCCUUGUCGCCCUUUGCGGGUCGGCCUCGACCCCCCUGGCGACCGCGAAGCAGAAGAUGCAGACCAUCAGCGACGCCAUGGCCUGCCUCCGGACCUUGCUCAGGACGCUCGCGAACAAACCUGGCGAUGAAUCUCUCGGAGGCGACGAGCACCAGAAGCACAUGUCGAGCGUACUGGCUCGCCUCAGCAGCGUGCACAACAAGAAGUUCGGCGUCGUCAGCCACGGGAAGAUAGCCUACGACCAGAAGGUUGAGCAUAUCAAAGUACUGAUCUCCGACACCGCGGCAAACGUCAUAUCUCUGAAGGGCGCCAACCAGGAGGACACGAAGAAGCUCACCAAGCUCAUCGACAAAAACAUCGAGGCGUACCAGACGCAGGACUUGGCCAUCCAGCAGCUGGCGAUCUACUCGGACACGAAGGACCACGACGCAGCAUGCUUCAAAACGUUGGCCGAUGUUAUAUUUCCUUUCUUCAAGUUCUCGCCAAGAGCAAUCGUGCUUUGCAAAGGCUUACCUACGGACUUCAAGCCAGACAUGAAGAUGGUCUCUCGCGUGAAGGCGAUGCUGAACACGGACGUGGUGAAACCGAAGUUGGCGUGGUUCGCUGGCGGCGACAAGGCAGACGAACUCAUGGACGUGGUAAAACUCAUCUGGCCCACGCUGGACGAGCCCGCCACGAGGCACGUGGAGAGCUUGAGAAACAAGCUGGUCCUCCUCCAGGGUAAGGUGAACAACGCGCUGGCAGGUGCCGACGUCGUGGCAGACAACAAGAAGUUCCACGAUUUCUACGACAUGGCGAAGAUGGGCUCACUCAAGACGCUGCGCGGCCAGCUGAAGGCAGCGUUGGCUUCGCACGCGGAGGCAGGCUGCGACGACGUUGAGGGCUUGACCAAGACAGCGGACACAACUUUGACUGAGGCCAGGUCGCAGACGAUCAAGUGGGGCCUCGUCGUGUUCCUCCACAACCCAGAGAUCAGGUCCCUUGCGUCCCGCGGCGUGACCCUCCGGAGGGACCUCAGCAACACCUGGAACCUCAACAAGGGCACCGAGGGCAUGCAGGCGUACAUCGGCCAGGGGAUGGUCAAGGACAUCAAUGAG
This is a messenger RNA of Prorocentrum cordatum, 3276 nucleotides long. Lineage: Eukaryota; Dinophyceae; Prorocentrales; Prorocentraceae. The record is from the annotation of a GenBank genome assembly.